Messenger RNA from Sipha flava (yellow sugarcane aphid), 857 nucleotides. RefSeq names its product rap guanine nucleotide exchange factor-like. The coding region runs from base 483 to 857 and encodes 124 amino acids. The transcript is spliced from 5 exons. The record is from RefSeq and is a predicted model, not a curated record. Gene Ontology annotation, biological process: positive regulation of ERK1 and ERK2 cascade. Lineage: Eukaryota; Metazoa; Arthropoda; Insecta; Hemiptera; Aphididae.
ACCGCCAGUACUGUUGUGUAUGACUCGUCGACGGCCGGUGUCCGUCAACACAGAACGGCAGUGCGCGCGUGUAUGUGGUUUAGUGCGUUUCGUCCGCGUCCGCCCGUCGCCCGUAUUAUGAUCACCGUCGAUCCAGCCAUCGUGUUUGUGCGUGUGACGAUCAAUUAUUUUUCACCAUUCGUUUUCUCGUGUUGAAUCAGUCUGUCAAUUCAUUAAUAUUCUCUAACGACAAAUGGAGUUCUUUUAAUUUUCUUAUCGAAUCCGAGUUCAAUCUUCUCUUUUGUGUGUGAAUUUAUACGUGUUCUUGUUUUUUAUUAAGUGUCGCGUUAUUGGUUUCUCUUUCUUCAUUUCUUCACUUGGAUUACUUUUGGAUUUAUCUGAACGAAAAAUUGGAUUUUUUUUUCAUCCUUGUAAAAUUUUGCUGAGAAUUAUAAAUGGAUUACGAAAAAAUACUACAGCAGCAAUGACAAACUAUCAUAAAUAUGACCAGUGAUCCUCACUUUUUAAAGGCUCUCAAACGACAUCCAGACAGAAGAACUUUGCAAGAUCUUCAAAUAAUUUACUAUGGACUUCAAAGUCUGGAAGCAUUGUAUACCUAUAGAGAUUCCUCAUUGCGUACACUAUGCAAAACAGUCAAAUAUGAGCGCCAUGAAGCAAACGAUGUAUUAUACUUUACCGGCGAGUUGGCAAUGUGUUGGUAUGUGUUGCUCUCAGGUUCUGUGUUCAUUGACGGUAAACUGUUUCUGCCUACGUCCAGUGUUCAGUAUCCUGGUCGGGAAAAUGGUCCCGCGUACGACAUACGUUCAUUUGUGGCGUUUCCCGCGAAAUUCUCGUCAUGGCUCGUGCACGACAAGUAA